AUGCCUUUCUUCAAAAGGUCUUACCUCAUCGAGAAUAUCAAGAAAGGUCGUCACGAGUACGACCGUCAGUUCAAUGCUUUACUGCACAGCAUCUGCGCAUACACCCUAUUUCAAGCAAUUCAUGCUCAAGACAAGCCGUUAUUACCGGAUCGACUGCAGUUGGCCGAAUCAGUUCUAUCGUACGUCGCAGAGCUCCAUAGUGGACCAGACUUUGGCCAAGAUCCCUCGGUUGAGGACGUGAUGACAAGUUUCUUUCUAUUCGGCUGUCAGUUUUGCCGUAACAACCACAAAGCAGCGCAGUUUCGGUUCCGAGAAGCCAUGAGCUUAGCCGAAAUCUUAGGACUACACGAUCCAGCCAGCUACGGGAACAUCAGCCCCGACGAGGCAGACCGGAGAGUGAGGACGGUGACGGCAAUGGCCUUUGUCGAAAGGAUAUAUGCUUUGCAACAUGGCUCUACACUGCAAAUGCCGCGGCUGAUGGGGCUUGAUAUGAUGCCGUUUCACAAACUCAUCAAGCGUGUAUCGUCAACCGAGGAGUCAAUCGAAGACGCCGCGGUCGAUGGCUUGGGGCGCAUGAUUGAUCAAGUCGACUUCGUUGACGAGACUGUCGUGCGAUGUUGGAAGAGCAACUGUAGCUUACAACCACAACCAAGCGAGCAUCCUCAUGUCUCCUCGGACAAGCUGGUAUCGCUCCUCCGGCGAUAUAAGAGGCCGCUCGACUCCGGUCCGAUGAUGAAGGAGGGAAGUGCACAGCACGCUGACAUCCUCCUCACAAGGCACUGGGUCCGUAGCAUGCUCUGGAAUCUCGCACUCCGACAUGGCUUCAUCAAUCCUUACGCGUCCGAGGUUGAGUUGCGGCCUGAAUACGCCGUGGAAAUAGCCGCCGAAACGAUAGAGGCAUGCGCCACUUUCGACAUCCGCUGUUUGGAGACUCACGGGGUUGGUCUGGCCGAGAAGCUAUUCAACGUCGCUAGCAAUUGUGCGCGGGUUGCCCGAGCCUUUCCGGCAAGAACUGGAGGUGUCGUGUUCGAAAUGCCUAUACCUGGACUUGAGUCUGGCUCUGCUGCUGGCUGCGGCCCUCUGGAUUCGACCGAUUUCAACUUCGAUUCCUCAUGGGCUUCGCAAGUCCCUAUUUUCGACGCAGAUUGGUCAGCCCCGCAAGGGACUCAAGUCCCAGAGAUACUGAACAGAUUCUUGGCUCUGUUUGCACUGUUCAGGAAGGGGAACCACCCUUUUCUCAAGCCAUUUAUGCAACUGAUGGCCAGUCUGGACUUUACCAGUGAUUCCGACUCCACAUUGUGGUCGCAGGAAGACAACCUACACGUGCCGCUUGUUAUGUAA
Molecule: messenger RNA, 1341 nt
Organism: Colletotrichum karsti
Lineage: Eukaryota; Fungi; Ascomycota; Sordariomycetes; Glomerellales; Glomerellaceae
Exons: 2
Coding region: 1-1341 (446 amino acids)
Source: RefSeq, a predicted model, not a curated record